AUGGCGGAAGAGGCUGGAGGCUCGGGGUCUGCAAAGGGGAAGGAAGCUGAGAUUGAAGACAUGUUCAGCCAUCUGGAGCUCAAUGAGGAUGAGCUCGACGAGGUGGUCAUCUCCGCGGAGGCGGCCAAGGAGUUCCAGAAGGCUGGCUGGUGGUUGGCGAUCGGUCGUGUCCUUACUUCUCGGAAGUUUAGUGCAGAUGCUCUCUUCGCGAAGAUGAAAAUCGUCUGGAACCUCUCUCGUGAUCCAAUCUGCCGGGAGGCUGGUGAAAAUCUCUUUAUCUUUCAGAUGCACUGCCUGGGGGAUUGGAAGAAGGUCGUACACCAAGGACCGUGGACUUUCCGUGGAUGGGGGUUGCUCAUCGAAGAUUACGAUGGCCUGAGAAAUCCUGAAUCUGUCACCUUUGAUGGCAUGUAUGUUUGGGCUCAAAUUCAUGGCAUUCCAGAGCUAUACCGCAGGCCGGCUAUUGUUGACGAUCUCUCUCGCAAGAUUGGACUCGUCAGGGAGACGCAACUAUCCCCAAAGCUGUUCUUCGAGGGGAACUAUGUUCGUGUAAGAGUUAGAAUAAUUGUUGCAAAAGCUCUAAUGAGAUUUGUUACUUUGAACCUCCCAGAUGGGAAGAAGCGUUUCAUGGUCAAGUAUGAGAAAAUCCCAUAUUAUUGUAAACAUUGUGGGCUCUUGGUGACAUAG
Lolium perenne is the source of this 687-nucleotide messenger RNA. RefSeq lists its product as uncharacterized. NCBI's taxonomy places the organism in Eukaryota, Viridiplantae, Streptophyta, Magnoliopsida, Poales, Poaceae. The record is from RefSeq and is a predicted model, not a curated record.